AAACCCCCAAGUGGGACUGGUGGGGUGGGGACACCUUUGUGCUGGAAACUUCAGCACGUCCACCUGAAGCUUCUCAGGGGAAGACGCCUGGUUGUGGCAGGUUGGAGGAUUCCCAGCCCGGAAGAAACUGGGGUUAGGAGCUAAGGUAAGGUCCCUGGGACUUGAAUGAGAGUCUCCAGUGGGUGAGGGCCCCACCCUCCAGGCUGGCCGCCCUGAAAUGAGAGCUGGUAAUGCUGAAUACUUAAGCUUAGCAUAUGCCAAGUGCUGUUCUAAGCGUUUUACUUCUAGCAACGGUUUUAAUUCUCUAUAAGAACCCUAUGAGACAGGUGCUAUUAUCCCAUUUUACAGAUGGGAAAGAGGGCGGGAAGAUAGCAGACGUGGGACAAGAAUCCACGCAGUCUGGCUCCGUCCUCGCUCUAGCCAUCUUGAGGCCUUGUGGCCUCUCUGAUAAUGGGCCAGGAGCUGGACUGGGGUUGGUGGGUAGAUUCCCCUUUUCCGAAGGGGUGUGGGGAUCCUAUGCCCCCACAUCCACUGUUUCCUUCUUCUGCCCCGUUUCCUGGAAAGUGCGGCAGCAGCGCUGUGGCCGGAAGUCCUGCGGUCACAGCCCCCCAGGCUGUAGGCCCCGCAGCAGGAUGAGGCCCCUCCGCCUCCUACGGACGGCCGCGCUGCUCCUGGCCCUGGCGCCGCCGCGGGAGGCCUCCCGGCACUGCGGCCUCCUGGAGUACUGGAACCCUGACAACCAGUGCUGCGGAAGCUGCCUGCAGCGCUUCGGGCCGCCCCCCAGCCCGGACCUCGAGUUUUCGGAAAACUGUGGCCUCAAUGACUUUGGCGAUCACGUAACGCCCCCCUUCAAAGAGUGUCCUCCUGGGCAGUGCAACCCCGACAGCGCGGAGCUGUGUAGCCCCUGUGGCGGCGGAGCCACGGCUCCUACUCCCGCCGGGAGGCGCGGUGGAACCCGGCUGCGCUGCAGAGAGAAGCCCGUCCCUACCAAGGAGCUCUGCCGUCCGAGCGUCCUUAGCUCCCAGGAGCCCAGCUCACCGGCGACUUCCAGUCUCCCGGGGACAUCUGAGCGCAACGUCCCUCAGCAGGCCUUGCCGAGUUUUGCCCUGCCCCUGGUGCUGGUUCUGCUCCUGACCUCCACAGUGAUGCUCCUACUCGCCCUGCGAAGGCACUGCCGCCGCCGCGGACAGGGGAAAGCCGGCCUCCACACCUAUCCUGCCUCGGCUUGCGGAGAUCCCAAUACCCAGGGCCUCACCUCCUUGGAGUCGUCUUCUCCAGGCUCCCUGGAGGCAUCUGAGGCGGGGCACUCAUGGAAGGAGGUCUCCCUACUUCCACUCCUGGGCAGGGAGUUCCCGAGUCUGGCAUCGCAGCCCCUGUCUCGCCUCCUGGAUGAGCUGGAGGUGCUGGAAGAGCUGAUUGUGCUGCUGGAUCCGGAGCCUGGGCCAGGUGGGGCGAUAGCCUGUGGCACCACUCGACACCUGGCUGCAAGAUAUGGCCUGCCUGCUGCCUGGUCCACCUUUGCCUACUCUCUGCGACCCAGUCGCUCACCUCUGCGGGCCCUGAUCGAGAUGGUGGUGGCAAGGGAGCCCUCUGCCUCUCUGGGCCAGCUUGGCACACACCUGGCCCAGCUAGGGCGGGCAGAUGCUCUGAGGGUGCUGUCCAAGCUUGGCUGAUAUGAGGUUUGCCUGGCUAGUACUCAACAAAAGUAAAGUUUCUGUUGAAAUAAG
This is a messenger RNA of Equus caballus (horse), 1727 nucleotides long. RefSeq names its product IGF like family receptor 1 (gene IGFLR1). The record is from RefSeq and is a predicted model, not a curated record. Lineage: Eukaryota; Metazoa; Chordata; Mammalia; Perissodactyla; Equidae. Gene Ontology annotation, cellular component: plasma membrane.